AUGGACCCCGCCCGGCGCACCGCCCGGGCUCCGGGGGCCCCGUCCCGGAGGCCUAAGAAGCGGGAGCAGCCCCAGGAGAAGGAAGCCGACCCCCUCCUGCCAAAUGAGAGAAGCUUUCAGAUUGCUGCUAAAAGCAAUAAUUUGGACCUUAUGGAGAAGCUGUUUGAAAAAAAGGUCAACAUUAAUGCUGUGAACAUUAUGAACCGUACAGCCCUGCAUUUUGCAGUUGGAAGAAAUAAUAUCUCUGCGGUGGAUUUCUUGUUGAGCCACAAGGCCAGGGUGGAUGUUGCUGAUAAGCAUGGCUUGACUGUAAUUCACCUUGCAGCCUGGUCUGGAAGCUUCGAGAUCAUGCUCAUGCUGGUUAAAGCAGGAGCAGACCAGAGAGCCAAGAACCAGGAUGGAAUGAACGCCCUGCACUUCGCAGCUCUGAACAAUAGCAUGAGCGUCGUCGAGUACCUCAUCCAAGACCUGCACCUGCAGGACCUGAACCUGCCGGACGAGAGAGGGAGAAAACCAUUUCUUCUGGCAGCUGAGAAGGGUCACGUUGAAAUGAUUGAAAAGCUCAUCUUCCUUAAUCUACAAACUUCAGAAAAGGACAAGGAGGGAAACACGGCCUUGCACCUGGCUGCACUCCACGGCCACAAUCCAGCUGUGCAGGUGCUGCUAACUCAGUGGCAAGAAGUGAAUGAAACCAAUGCGAAUGGAGAAACACCAUUCUUUUUGGCUGUGGAAGGAGGUCAUGAAGAAUGCAGCAAAGUGCUCCUAGCAGCAGGAAGUGACGUGAACGUGACAAAUAAACUCCAAGUCAAUGCUUUGCAGAGAGCAGCCCGGAGUGGCCACGCGUCCCUGGUCCACCUUCUUCUCAGUGAGAGCGUUGAUCUGCACCCCCGGAGCAACCCUCGGGAAUCCCCACUCCACUUAGCAGUUAUGCACAACCACAUCACAGUUAUAAACAUCUUACUAAGGGCACAGCAUGAUACAGACAUCUUAGAUCAGAGGCGGCGGACCCCGCUGCACAUCGCGGCAGACCUUGGGAACGUGGAGGCCGUGGAGGCCCUGCUGCAGGCCGGCUGUGACCUGAGGCGCUCGGACGAGCAAGGAAAGACUGCCUUGGAUGUGGCUUCCAGAAGCGACCACAGCCUUGUGGUGGACAUGCUCAUUAAAGCCGAGCGGUACUACGCCUGGAGAGAGGGGCGUGAGGGGAGAGCUGGGGAGCCCGCGGCAGGCUUCGCGCCGACCUUCAAGCAAGACCACAGCCCAGAGACCAGAGCCAUCCGCGCGCGCCUCUGGAGCCUGGCGUACCGGCGGCUGCGGGUUCACCAGUGGCAGAGGUUGGCCCGCGCGUGGGGCUUCACCGAUGACCCCAUCAGAGCCAUCGAGGCACAGUGGUCGGGACGGCAGAGCUUCCGCGCGCACGGCCACCGGGCUCUGCUCAUCUGGCUGCACGGGGCGCUGGCCACGCAGCCCCACCCUGCCAGACAUCUGCACGAGGAGCUGGCGCGCGCGGGCUUCCCGCAACUCGCCGAAAAGAUUCGCCAAUCCAAAAGCACAUCUGACUCCAGCUCCAAGAGAUGUGUGGUUUCCUAAAUGCCCAAAGAAACUUCUUUGAAUACACCCAGCAUCUGGUUCUUCCAAAUUCAGUCCCGUUUGUGCCAUGACUUUCAUUCAGCAGUGUUGAUUUUUCCCUUCAGCGAUGAAGAUCGUGGUGACAAAGAAGCUGGACUUUUAUACUUCCCAACCACUGGAAAGGCCUAUUUUCUUUUUGGUUUUUGUUCAAGGCGUGUUGUGUGUGACUCUCAUUUCUGUCAAUGGCACAGCCUAUAAACACGCUAAUCUAGGAGGGCUUUGUUCAUAUUUAAAAAUAAAGCAGCCUGGUGGCAUGGGGAAAACUAAGGGUUGGAAGAGAUAGAUGUGGUUUUGAGACUGGGGUUUCUACUGAGGACCUAUGAGGCCUGGGAGUUGAUGUAAGUUCUCAGAUCUUGAAUUUCCAUCUGUAUAAAAUGAGAGAACUGUCUCUUCCAGAGGUGAGAGGGAAGAUGAAGAAAGAACACCUGUGAGCACCUGAGCUAGAGUCACUUUUAAUUAUUUAACAGAAAUUGUUUGAAAACAGACACUGGUAACUUUGAAUCGUAGGGAAGUAUGAUGUAUUACCCGGCAAAGUCCAGAAAUAUACCAAUA
This is a messenger RNA of Perognathus longimembris pacificus (Pacific pocket mouse), 2178 nucleotides long. It is a transcript of the gene Ankdd1b, whose product is annotated as ankyrin repeat and death domain containing 1B. Gene Ontology annotation, biological process: signal transduction. The coding region runs from base 1 to 1587 and encodes 528 amino acids. Lineage: Eukaryota; Metazoa; Chordata; Mammalia; Rodentia; Heteromyidae. The transcript has 15 exons. Gene Ontology annotation, molecular function: protein binding. The record is from RefSeq and is a predicted model, not a curated record.